AUGGCUAAUCCAAAUCGUGAAAGUGUUAGCACUCGUUUUUCGGAUAAUUAUGAUCUUAAAGAAGAAUUAGGAAAAGGAGCAUUUUCAAUAGUAAGACGUGCUGUUCAGAAAUCGACAGGGUUUGAAUUUGCAGCUAAAAUUAUCAACACCAAAAAACUUUCGGCUAGAGAUUUUCAGAAGUUGGAGCGCGAAGCCCGAAUUUGCCGAAAAUUACAGCAUCCUAAUAUUGUAAGACUUCAUGAUUCUAUUCAAGAAGAACAUUUUCACUACCUCGUUUUUGAUUUAGUAACUGGCGGAGAAUUGUUUGAAGAUAUUGUAGCUCGGGAGUUUUAUUCUGAAGCCGACGCAUCUCACUGCAUUCAGCAAAUUUUAGAAUCUGUACAUCACUGCCAUCACAAUGGAGUAGUUCAUAGAGAUCUCAAACCGGAAAAUUUAUUGCUUGCAAGCAAAGCAAAGGGUGCUGCUGUUAAACUUGCUGAUUUCGGUUUAGCCAUUGAAGUACAAGGUGAUCAACAAGCAUGGUUUGGUUUUGCUGGUACCCCAGGUUACCUGUCACCUGAAGUACUAAAGAAAGAACCAUAUGGUAAACCUGUGGACAUUUGGGCGUGUGGAGUCAUUUUAUAUAUAUUGCUCGUUGGGUAUCCACCAUUUUGGGACGAAGAUCAACACCGAUUAUAUGGACAGAUUAAAGCUGGAGCAUACGAUUACCCAUCACCUGAAUGGGAUACAGUAACGCCUGAAGCGAAAAGUCUUAUAAACCAAAUGUUAACUGUGAAUCCAAGCAAAAGAAUCACAGCUUCUGAAGCUCUUAAGCAUCCGUGGAUAUGUCACCGCGAACGUGUUGCUUCUGUUAUGCAUAGACAGGAGACAGUGGACUGUUUGAAGAAGUUUAAUGCUCGUCGCAAAUUGAAAGGAGCCAUUUUGACAACUAUGCUUGCCACUCGAAACUUCUCUGGAAAAUCCAUGGUCAACAAAAAAGGCGAUGGAUCACAAGUAAAGGAAUCGACUGAUAGUAGUACAACUUUGGAGGAUGAUGAUUUAGAUAAAGAUAAGAAAGGCGUUGAUAGAGCGUGUACAGUCAUAUCUAAGGACCAUGAAGAAGAAGGGCUUACUAAAGCAGACUCAUUUGGAAAAACUCGUGGUGAUAGCAACGCAUCAUUACGUCGUGCGGAAGUGAUAAAAGUUACUGAAGUGCUUAUAGAUGCCGUAAAUAACGGUGAUUAUGAUACUUAUUCUAAACUCUGUGAUCCUAAUGUAACUGCGUUUGAUCCCGAUGCAUUAGGGAAUUUGGUGGAAGGGGUGGAAUUCCACAAAUUCUUUAUUGAUAAUACUCCUACACACGUUAAGACAAAUACGACAAUUUUAAACCCGAGGGUGCAUUUGCUUGGUGACGAUGUAGCAGUUAUAGCUUACGUCUGUUUAACGCAAAGUGUUGAUGCCGAAGGACGACGUGAAACUCGCCAAUCUCAGGAAACUCGCAUAUGGCACAAACGCCAUAACAAGUGGAUAGCUGUUCAUUUUCAUCGCUCCUAA
Messenger RNA from Parnassius mnemosyne (clouded apollo), 1533 nucleotides. The record is from the annotation of a GenBank genome assembly. Lineage: Eukaryota; Metazoa; Arthropoda; Insecta; Lepidoptera; Papilionidae.